Molecule: messenger RNA, 1164 nt
Organism: Lycium barbarum (goji berry)
Lineage: Eukaryota; Viridiplantae; Streptophyta; Magnoliopsida; Solanales; Solanaceae
Exons: 1
Coding region: 1-1164 (387 amino acids)
Source: RefSeq, a predicted model, not a curated record
AUGAAACAACCUCCUGGUUUUACUCAUCCAGACUAUCCUCACCACGUUUACAAAUUAACUAAAGCCAUUUAUAGGCUAAAACAGGCACCACGUGCUUGGUUUCAUCGCUUUAGUUCGUUUCUUGUUACCAAAGGUUUUAUUUGUAGUAAAACUGACAAUUCUAUGUUUAUUUAUUGCUCUUCUUUAGGAGUUCUUAUCUUAUUGCUUUAUGUUGAUGAUAUCAUUCUCACUGGUAGUCAUUCACAUCUUCUUGUUCAAUUCAUAGAUCGCCUUUCUCAUAAGUUAGCAAUGAAAGAUUUAGGUGAUCUUCAUUAUUUUCUUGGUGUUCAUGCUGUCCGCACCUCACAUGGGCUUCAUUUAUGUCAACAAAAAUACAUUGUUGAUUUACUCCUUAAGUUUCAUAUGCAUACAUGCAAGCUUGUGCGUACUCCUAUUGCCUCUCGCAUUUGUGUAGCUUUUGAGGAUGGCAACUUACUUUCGGACCCCAGUGAGUAUAAGAGCACGGUUGGUGCUCUUCAAUAUUUGACUAUGACUCAUCCUGAUAUUGCCCAUGCAGUAAAUAUUGUAUCUCAAUUUCUGCAUGCUCCCCGAACUACUCACAUGCAUUGUGUCAAGCGUAUUUUUAGAUAUUUGCAGGGUACACCCACAUAUGGUCUAUUUCUGCGCGCUUCUUCAUCCAACUCUGUUGUCACUGCCUAUUCUGAUGCCGAUUGGGCUGGUUGUCCUGAUACUCGACAUUCUACGACAGGCUAUGUGGUGUUCUUGGGCUCAAACCUCAUUUCUUGGCAUGCAAAGAAGCAACCAACCGUCUUUAAGUCUUCUACAGAGGCCGAAUAUAGAGCAAUUGCUUACACAGUUGCUGAGACUACUUGGAUUCGUCAUAUUCUCUGUGAGCUUCGAAUUUAUCUUCGUCAACCAGUUGGUGUGUUUUGUGACAAUGUCAGUUCUACAUAUAUGUGUCGAAAUUCGGUGUUCCAUGAUCGUUCCAAGCACAUUGAUGUUCAUUUUCAUUAUGUUCGUGACAAAGUAUCUCAAGGGGAUCUUGUUGUUAAAUAUGUCCCGACGCAAUUACAAGUUGUUGACAUUAUUACAAAAGGCUUAUCCUCCUCUCAUUUUUGUUUUUUACGUGACAAUCUGUCCGUUACUACAUGUCGUCCAGAUUGA